Paramuricea clavata is the source of this 468-nucleotide messenger RNA. The record is from the annotation of a GenBank genome assembly. Lineage: Eukaryota; Metazoa; Cnidaria; Anthozoa; Malacalcyonacea; Plexauridae.
AUGGCAUUCGAUAUGGUGGACCAUUCAAUUUUGUUAAAGAAACUGGAAUGCUAUGGACUUGAUGGUGCUGCUGUGUCUUGGUUCAAUUCCUAUCUCUCGGGGAGGAAGCAGUAUGUAUAUUAUAAGGGCACAUCAUCAACAACUAGGGAUAUUACUGACGGAGUUCCUCAAUGGUAAAUUCUUGGCCCUCUCUUGUUCCUGAUUUUUAUUAACGAUCUUCCUUUAUACACUCAAUCACAAACUGACUAAUUUGCCGAUGAUACCAUUGUUAUUGCAUUUAGUGAUCGAGACCAGAUUCAGGAGCUGCAAAAUAAGGUACAAAGGGAAAUGGCAAAUGUCGAUGAAUGGGCAACUUUAAAUAAUUUACCACUGAAUGCGGAUAAGACGAAGAUUAUGGUUGUUGGUGGGAAACGUUCUACUGUUUCCACAGGCAUUGAUAUUAACUUAAAUGGCUCAAACAUUUCUCAA